GUCGGUGGCCUCCGAGACGGACGAUGACAGAUCGCGCCGAUUCGUAAAAUUCGCCGAGUCUAAGUAGAAAGAAAAAAAUAUUAUCUCGUGUGUUGGUCUCUACGCGAGAAUACUCGGUUGAGGACUCCUCUCUAUUUUAUAGAGUACGAUAAAAUUAGGUUAAGUCGGGUUCUUAUCACUUCGUCCUCCUGGCUCGAUUCCCCGACGUCGUAGACAGUGAGCUCAACAGGCGGAUUCCGCGUAAAGUGGUGAAUAGAUAUAUGGAUGUUGCUGUUGGCUCCCGCAGCGUGUUUCGACUCGGGGACCAGACGGAGCAGGCAAGAUGAAAUAUGUUUGUCCAAAUUCUCGUGCAGGAACGUCAAAGAGACACGAUUGUACGAUUUUGAUAAAUCGCCAGCGAUCCGUAACUGUGAUUUCUACGUUCAUAUAUGGCAAUACGUGAGAGGAACUCUAGCCACGAGCAAGAUGCCUCACAUCACGAGAAAAUGGGAGCUAUUUCCGGGCAGAAAUCGCUUUUGUUGCGACGGCCGAGUGAUGAUGGCACCGCAAACCGGAGUAUUCUAUGUCACAGUGUGCCUCAUCGUCGGAACAAGUGGAUUAUUCUUCGGUUUUGAUUGUCCGUAUUUGGCACUACACGUAACACCAGCAAUACCAGUAAUAGGAGCUUUGCUAUUCAUAUUUGUAAUGUCUGCUUUGUUCCGCACAAGCUUCAGCGAUCCUGGAGUAAUUCCGAGAGCAACACCUGACGAAGCAGCUUAUAUUGAAAAACAAAUCGAAGUACCAAACAAUGGCAACUCUAAAACAUACAGACCUCCUCCUAGAACAAAAGAAGUCUUGAUUAGAGGACAACCAGUAAAACUAAAAUAUUGUUUCACAUGUAAAAUAUUUAGGCCACCAAGGGCCUCUCAUUGUAGCUUAUGCGACAAUUGUGUAGAGAGAUUUGAUCAUCAUUGCCCAUGGGUCGGUAAUUGCGUAGGCAGAAGAAAUUAUAGAUAUUUCUAUGCUUUUAUAGUGUCCCUAGCAUUUCUUUGUGUCUUUAUAUUUAUAUGCGCAGUCACGCAUCUAAUUAUGCUUACAAAGGAUAACAAGCCGUUUUUAGAAGCUGUCAAGUUAUCUCCGAGCAGCGUUAUUGUCGGAGUCGUAUGUUUCUUCUCUGUUUGGAGCAUUUUAGGUCUUGCUGGCUUUCACACGUAUUUAACUAGCAGUAAUCAAACAACUAACGAAGAUAUUAAGGGAUCAUUCACGAAUAGGAGAGGUCAGGACAAUUUUAAUCCCUAUAGUCAAGGAAAUAUCUGUGGAAAUUUUUUUUAUGUUCUAUGUGGACCAGCUCCACCUAGCUUAAUCGAUCGAAGAGGAAUAGUCACACCCGAAUAUCGCGCAGAACACGAAUCAAUUGGUGAUGAUAAUAUGAUCACUAAUAAUAAGACGUAUGGUACUGCCAAGAUCGUACAGCCUCAGUCAAAUGGUACAACGGUUCAAACAAGUCCUACCACGGAUUUUACGGGCUCGAUGAACAAUUUAAUCAGCGGUCAACAUUCUCCGAGAAUAGAGUCAAUAAACGGUGAGUUGACCCUCUUGAGGCAUCCUACGCGUUGCCCCGAGGAUCUUCCAAAAUAUCCGCGCCAAUAUAUCAACGACACUUAUGUGCCGCCAUAUCCGACGCAACAUUGCUCUCAGGAUUCUAUGAAACAUAUUAAAUAUAACACUGAGAUAGACCGAUUAAAUCCAGAAUUUCAGAAGUAUCCGUGUAGAUGCGAAGAGAGUUUACAAAAGUAUCCUCACAGAUGUAGAGAGGAAUAUCAUAGAUGCUCGGAUAACAAUCUCAUAUAUGAUCAGUGCAUAGGGGAUCAGAAAUACGACAUUGAUCUUCAAAAGUAUCCUCAGAGAUACUCCGAGGAUCCCCUACGUUACCAGAUAAGCGAGAAGAACGGUUAUACCGAUCUGCAAAAAUUUCCGCAAUGUUAUUCCGAGGACCCGUUGCGAAUCGCGCAAUCCUCGCAUAUGCUUAAAUAUAAUAAUUUGAGGUGUACCGAGCACAGUUUAAAAUAUCCAAUAUCGAAGAAUAUUUUGCCGGCGCGUAUAUUAGGUACGGGUGGCAUUCCGAUUAUCGGGCAGACCGCGAUCGGACUCGUCGUCAAUAGAUUUGGCUCUGGACCACUAACCAACGAUUUAUCAUAUACCGAGAACUCGUUAUGUCCGAGUGAUAGUACCGAAGAAGAUCUGUUGAAUCGACGUUUCAUUAUGAGUUCACUGAGUGAUAACGAGGAUAUUUAACGUUUGUUAUAUAUAAACCAAUAAUAAUGCAUUUUUUUAAAUAUACGAUUUGGUUAUAGAGAGAAAAAAGAAAAAACGAUACAAAUCAUGUAAUUAUUACAUUCUCUUACCAAAGAAAUUGUAGAUUCGUAAUAUUAAAAAGCUUUAAUAUGAUUCGUCCUAUUCUCAAAUUCUCGCACUAAAGAAGUGCUCUAAUUUGUAUAUAUAAAUUAUAUGGUUGUUCUUGAUUUAAUUGGGAAUUGAAAAAAAAGAAUUAUAUAUACAAAUGUCAAGCAGUUGAAAUUAAUUGUUGCAAAAAGAGAUCUAUUUAUUUUUUGAAAAUACCGUUUUGCGUUAUAUAUAGAUUUUUAUUUUGAAAGUAAAAUAUCUAUAUUAUAGUUAUAUAUAUGAUGAUAUAUAAGUGAAGUUAUAAGAAAUAUAAGAUGUGUAGCAGUUGUAUUUACUUAAGAUGCAAUUCUUUUUUUUUUUUUUCCAUAAAACAUCUUUUUUGUAAUUAUAAUUUAUAUAUUGUAUGAAAAAUAAGUUCUUUUUAAAUUUGUUAUAUUGUAUUAUUCUCUGCAUUCAAUAUAUUCUCGGUUAAAAA
Molecule: messenger RNA, 2857 nt
Organism: Formica exsecta
Lineage: Eukaryota; Metazoa; Arthropoda; Insecta; Hymenoptera; Formicidae
Gene: app
Product: palmitoyltransferase ZDHHC18-like
Exons: 8
Coding region: 265-2274 (669 amino acids)
Biological process (GO): protein targeting to membrane; peptidyl-L-cysteine S-palmitoylation
Cellular component (GO): endoplasmic reticulum; Golgi apparatus
Molecular function (GO): protein-cysteine S-palmitoyltransferase activity
Source: RefSeq, a predicted model, not a curated record